AUGCCGAGAAAGCCUCGCAAAUCGGACUCGUCCACACCGGGCAUCAAUCCUAGGGAAAACCUACUGGAUCACCGGAAUUUCCUGGCUCGAUCGUUGACCCGCAAUGACAAUGAGAUUUACGCAUUGGUCAAGUUAAAUAGAUCACUUCGACAAGCCAAGGAAGCCAUUCUCCAAAGCUGCGGUGAAUUGGUCCUCCUCGAUAUCGGUCUUGGCAAACUCAAAUUGAUCAAUGACGAAUUGCAUCAAGCCCAACAAGCCACUCCUGCCCCUGCUACUACUACUACUACUGCUGCUGCUGCUCCGCCACCAGAAGCAACACCAUCGUCAGACGAUGAUGAUGAUGAUGACGAUAACGGCGACAAAGAGAAACAACAAACUACUGAAACUACUACCAACACAGCAGCAGCAGCAGCAGCAGUAGAAGAGACUUCUCAAGCAGCAGUGGUCCAUCAUUUGUCACCCGCCCAAAAGGACCUCUGUGUGGAUUUCUUACUCAAAAUGAAACUCCGCCGCAAAUUGUGCAAUCGAUUGUCACGGCGUCUCAAUCGCAUUGCGCAUGCCUUGGACGGGGAAGAUGUGGCUCCGCCGCCACCGCCCCGGUACGGUGACUUGAGCCUGAAUAUUGAUCCACAAGCCUUGAAAGACAAGGAGGUUCACUGGAAACUAUUGAAAGAAGCCCAAGAGAGAGUGGAACUUGCCAAGAAGAACAAAAACGAAAAUGGCAACAGCACUGAUACUGAUAUCAAGACUACUACUUCCGAGACCGAGCCUCCUCAAGAAACCACCAGCAGUCUAGAAGCACCUCUAGUCAAGGCGGAGGAGCCAGAAGAAAAGGCAGAAAAAGAAAUGGAAGACGAAAAGACAAAAAAGGCAGAGCCUGCUAUCAUCCCAUCGGCACCAGAGGCCGCUCCGACUGGGGACAAAGUGGUCACACCAACCACCAAACAAGAACCUGAAGAAAAGUCAGAAGACAAGAAGAUUGGAGAGGAGACCAAUGCUGCUGAUAUGAACGAACCAGAAAAGAAGGAGGAGAAUGGUGAACCAGAGAAAAAGGAAGAAUCGGCCGAAGAGGAUCCCGAAUCGGUCAUUUCUAAAAACCUCUUUGCUUCACCAGUGAAAAAGGAAGACAAUGGUGGUGUUCCAAUGACACAGACUGAGCGAGAUGAGGAACUGUUGAAAUCCUACGAUGAUGCCUACGAAAAGGUGUGGGAUGCCACUACCAAUUCUUUCAAGUACACCAUUUUGGACGAAAAGCGUGAACCCGAUUACGCCACCAUUCAAGAUGGGGGUGUCGGUGCAUUGUCGAGGCACAUGACUGACGAAGAACGGGAAGCGGAAAAUCAGAGAUGGCAAUCUGCCAUUUUGGCACGGAUUCCCAAACAGCCAACCUUUGAAGACUUGGGGCUGACAGCAAGAGUCUUUUGUCUGGAAGAACGAUUGAAGCGGUGUCGCGAAGAGGCGGAUCAAGAAGAAGGAGAGGAGGAGCCUGACAGCAACAAGAAGGCCAAGGCAGAAGGUGACAAUGAUGAAGAUGCCAUGGACGUGGACAAGGCUCAAGACGAAAAAGAAUCAUCCAAGAAGGAAGAUGGUGAAGAAGGUGGAGCCACAGAAUCAUCGACUCCCAAAAAAGAGAUCAAAACCCCAGAAAAGAAAAACAUGGGAGCUGCCGAGAAAAAAAAGGAACCCCCCAAGAAGGUAGAAAAGGAAUUCAAACCAACCAAGCCAAUGUCACUUGCUGCGGUUCCUUCCUUUCACAAUCAAGAUACCAAUCGUCUCCGAAUGAUUCAGGCUGACAUGAUUGGACAAACGAUUAUUAGUACUGCAAAAGAAAGACUGGCAGGACUGGUGCAUUCCUACAAUGAUGCGCUCAUAAAAUCGGUUCAAUGCUACAAUGCAAAACAGCAAAUCGCACAGAAGGUGGCUUUGAAUUUGGAACAAGGACGUCGUGAAGUGGCCAAGGCCAAUUCGGAAUAUGCAUUGAAAGUCAGUUUGGGCAAGCAAAAGUGGUUGGUGGAGAAGAAAGAACACGAUAACAAGAGAUUGGCAACCAUGCCAUCACGUUUUGGUCAACUGGCGAUCGGGACCAAUGCCAUUCAAACUUACAUGAGAAUCAAUGCCGGCGACCAAAUCAAAUUGAUGGUUGGACAAGCUCUCGGAGACCUUGUGGAUUUGACCAUCAUGCAGGCAGAGGGAAAGCUUACUACCAAUACCAAGUAUCCAGACUUUGUUCCACCGACAGCACCUGCCCUUCCUCAACAAUUCCGUCAGCAGCAGCAGACUUUGAAGAAUGAACACGAUCGUCUCGCUGCCGCAUUCAAUCAAUUGGAAGAACAGCGAAGAGUGAAAUGGCGCAAGUACAUGGGAGCACGCGCCGAAAUUGAAGUGAAACAUGGCGUCAGUUCCCGACGCACAGCAGCCACUUACAGCAGUACGCCGUGCCCUCAAUUGAAUCGGGCCACUCAACAGUCCAUACCCAACCUGCAAUUCCCGGUCAUGGCAAGAGCUGGGUACACUCCUAUUAACAAACCGCCCAGCAGUGAUCCAAAGUACUCGGCAGCCAAGGUGAAGCAACGUAUUGCCAACGACGGAAGUGUGGCUCCUGUCACUGAACCAAAAAAGACCAAGGAUGGACUGUACAUGCGUCCUUCGGGAAGAACACGAAAGGGUAUGCAAUGGGACGCCCUUCGAGGUCUUUGGGUUCCCGAGAAUUACCGGUAG
Molecule: messenger RNA, 2718 nt
Organism: Cylindrotheca closterium
Lineage: Eukaryota; Bacillariophyta; Bacillariophyceae; Bacillariales; Bacillariaceae
Source: the annotation of a GenBank genome assembly